Messenger RNA from Chinchilla lanigera (long-tailed chinchilla), 3273 nucleotides. RefSeq names its product Rho GTPase activating protein 10 (gene Arhgap10). The record is from RefSeq and is a predicted model, not a curated record. Gene Ontology annotation, biological process: signal transduction. The coding region runs from base 1 to 2634 and encodes 877 amino acids. Lineage: Eukaryota; Metazoa; Chordata; Mammalia; Rodentia; Chinchillidae. The transcript is spliced from 25 exons. Gene Ontology annotation, cellular component: cytoplasm. Gene Ontology annotation, molecular function: GTPase activator activity; protein binding.
AUGGCAGACGGCUGUAGGAAGUGUUGGGUUGGAGAAGCCUACCCCACACACUCACUUCCUCCCAGCUCCUCCAGAAACACCCGCUUCUCAGCGAGCUUGUCAGACUGGCGGGAGGAAGUGGCAGUGUGCCUUGCUUCACAGUUGCCCAAGAGUCAGCGUAUUCCUCCCGGAGAGUGGAGAGCAUGGCCGCUUGCAGUUGCACGCGCGGGACACGACAGAAACGAGGUUCCCCUGCUCCGCCGCCGUGGCUCCCAAGACGUGGAUGAGCAGAGACGCCGCGGCCGCGGGAGCGCCGAGUGCGCCGGGAAGCGCGGGGAACGCGGAUCGCAGACCCACGCCAGGCAGCGCGCCCGCGCGCGCGCAGGGACGACUGCUCUCCCGACGCUCGGCGCUCGAGCGUUCGGGUUCCCCGCCUGGGGCGCCGCGGGUCUUUCGGCAGCCCAGAGGAAGUUUGCUCACUCACUCAGAGACUUCAAGUUCGAGUUCAUUGGUGACGCGGAGACUGAUGACGAGCGCUGUAUAGAUGCCUCCUUACGGGAAUUUUCAAAUUUUUUGAAGAAUCUAGAAGAACAGAGAGAAAUUAUGGCAUUAAGUGUAACCGAAACCCUGAUUAAGCCCUUGGAAAAAUUCAGAAAAGAGCAACUCGGAGCUGUAAAGGAAGAAAAAAAGAAGUUUGACAAAGAGACAGAGAAGAAUUAUAGCCUAAUUGAUAAACAUUUGAAUCUAUCAGCCAAAAAGAAAGACUCACAUUUACAAGAGGCGGAUCUCCAGUUGGAGCAAAACCGGCAGCACUUUUAUGAACUGUCUCUUGAAUAUGUCUGUAAGCUUCAGGAAAUACAAGAAAGAAAGAAGUUCGAGUUUGUGGAACCUAUGCUGUCAUUUUUUCAAGGAAUGUUUACUUUUUAUCAUCAGGGCCAUGAGCUUGCCAAAGACUUCAAUCACUACAAGAUGGAACUACAAAUCAACAUUCAGAAUACACGGAAUCGAUUUGAAGGAACAAGGUCGGAAGUGGAAGAGCUUAUGAACAAAAUCAGACAGAAUCCCAAGGACCACAAACGAGCAAGUCAGUUCACAGCAGAAGGCUACCUGUAUGUCCAGGAAAAAAGGCCAGCUCCUUUCGGUUCCAGUUGGGUCAAACACUACUGCAUGUACCGGAAAGCGGCCAAGAAGUUCAACAUCAUCCCCUUUGAGCACAGAUCUGGGGGAAAACUUGGGGAUGGAGAGGUGUUCUUUUUGAAAGAAUGUACCAAAAGGCAUAUGGACUCAAUUGACCGAAGGUUUUGUUUUGACAUAGAAGCUGCUGACCGGCCCGGCGUGUCCCUGACCAUGCAGGCGUUCUCGGAGGAGGAGCGGAGGCAGUGGCUAGAAGCACUGGGUGGAAGAGAGGCUCUGUUCCACAGUUUUAACAGAGCCAUCAUCCCAAGGCCAGAAGGAAGUGCACAGUUGGAUACAAUGGGAUUCACGAUUCUGAAAAAAUGCAUCAGUGCAGUUGAAACGCGAGGUAUAAAUGACCAAGGAUUAUACAGAGUUGUGGGGGUGAGUUCAAAGGUCCAGAGACUUCUGAGUAUGUUGAUGGAUGUAAAAACUUGCAGUGAGCUAGACCUAGAGAAUUCUGUAGACUGGGAAGUGAAGACCAUAACAAGUGCCCUGAAACAGUAUUUGAGGAGUCUUCCAGAACCUCUCAUGACCUAUGAGUUACAUGGAGAUUUCAUUGUUCCAGCCAAAAGUGGCAGCCCAGAAUCUCGAGUCAAUGCCAUCCAUUUCUUGGUGCACAAACUUCCAGAGAAGAAUAAAGAAAUGUUGGAUAUUUUGGUGAAACACUUAACAAACGUUUCCAAUCACUCCAAGCAGAAUCUAAUGACUGUGGCAAAUUUAGGAGUGGUGUUUGGACCAACGCUGAUGAGGCCACAGGAAGAAACCGUUGCUGCCAUCAUGGAUCUGAAGUUUCAGAAUAUUGUUGUGGAGAUUCUAAUUGAAAACCACGAAAAGAUUUUUCGGACCUCACCUGAUACCACAUUCCCUGAGUCUGUGUGCCUGUCGUCUUCACCCCCAAAUGCUCCACCAAGGCAAUCAAAGAGACAAGGACAGAGAAUGAAGAGACCUGUGGCUGUGUACAAUCUGUGUCUUGAGCUGGAAGACGGUGAUAGUCCUAACUCUCCAAAGGAGGACACCCCUGCAAGCAGUCAGGACUCACUGUCCUCCCCAUCUCCUACGACUGCAGCUGCCCAUGGGUCCCCUGCACCAGACAGAAAUCACGUCCUGGCAGAUGGAGGAGCCUGCGGGGACUUGGCAGCCACUACCCCAGGCCAAACUCGAUCAUCUAUGGCCCAGUGGCUUAACCCACAGUCUCCAACAACACCAGGCCCCAACACAGCUGUUCCACCUCCUUCACCCAGUUCAUCUCCUUUCCCCACCUCUCCUGCUGCCACCAGAGCUGACAAGCCCCUGGAAAGUGUUAUCAAUCGGAGAGCUCGAGCAGUGUACCCGUGUGAAGCAGAACACAGUUCGGAGUUAUCUUUUGAAAUAGGAGCCAUUUUUGAGGAUGUACAAACCUCGAGGGAACCUGGCUGGCUCGAAGGGACUCUGAAUGGCAAGAGGGGUCUGAUUCCCCAGAAUUAUGUCAAGCUGCUGUAGCCCCGGGCCUCAGCGGGCCCUGCUGACCUUGGACCCCGCACGCCUGCCUGGGAGCGGCACUUCACACACCGGACCACACUCGGGAAUCACAGUCACCUCCGGCACUCCAGGGCCGGGAAUGUGGAGGGAACUUGGCGCACAGCACUGUGUAGAUUGGUGGAUGAGUACAGACAAGUGGGUUAACAGAAGGGAUUUUUCCAUUGUCCAGAAUCAGGACGUGGGGGAAUCUGAAUUAUUCAUCCUGUAGAAGGAGAGGGAGGACAGCUGCCUGCCACCUCCACUGGCAUCCACAGCACCAGGCCCACGGAGGAUCCCUCUCCUCCCACCCGCCGCUGAGAUGUUAAAGGGAACUGUCCUUCCUCCACUGGGCUGCAGUUUGGGGAGCAGACUGGGGCGCAGGCGGCUGCUGGUACAGGGGGAUUGGUCUCAACCCGGGGGAAGCAGAGCGGCCCUUUCCAAGCCUGCUCCUUCCCGAAUGGCCGGCCUGGGGACCCCACGCUCACUCCACCUGCCCUGAGCACACCGCGUAUUUAUAACAGGCUCCUCCUCGGUGCUCCUCACCUGAGUGCUGUUUGCCCGGUGCCACCUUUUUACCCACGAUCUCUCUGUAAAUGAAAUAAAGUGUAAUUUACUAUUCAA